Messenger RNA from Tetranychus urticae (two-spotted spider mite), 1372 nucleotides. Lineage: Eukaryota; Metazoa; Arthropoda; Arachnida; Trombidiformes; Tetranychidae. The record is from RefSeq and is a predicted model, not a curated record.
CUUAAUCCUUUACAUUUCACCUUUUAACACCUUGACUAGUAAGUGACUAUUUUUCGUAUAACUCCAUGCUUAUUGAUUUUGACGCUGAAUUUUUUUCAUAUUAAACAUCGGGUCGAUAGUUUACUUUAAAUUUUGUGAUAAUUUUGAAGCAAACAACAAAUUCUUACAUAUUGGAAAGUGGCUGUUCACCGUACAUUAAUCGGGUCGUAUCUUCGUUCAGUUUUUUAUAAUAUUUAAUCUAUAGAUGGACAGUUAAAUUGUAAAUGUAAAGAUUCGUGUUUUCCAACUCAAAGAGGAUUAAUAUCAGCUCAGACUGCAUAAAUAUAAAUACAUCACAUUAACCAGAAACUAUGAGUAGUUCACAGUCUUGGUGCGCACAGUGCAAGAAACAUACUUCCAGAAUACCUAACUGUCACUCUUUGCAAGAUCGCAAUUUUCGUGAACCUCAAUCACCUUCUCCGAAAAAGGCUUCAACCAGUGGCCAAUCAAGUCUAAACUCACCGAUAAAGCUGACUAAAAGCAUUGACAUCUUAAAGCCGCCGAGUGGAAAAAUAGACGUCUUCUCAACUUUCUCUUCAAAUGAAAGUGAAAUACUUCAAAAUUUUAACCAUCCCAAAGUAGCUGUGAAAGUUCGUGGUGAAGAGUUUUCGCUGGCAAGUCAACUUUUCCCUAUGUCACCUUGUACAUUAAUGAGGAGUAAAUGGGCUGAAAAAAUGGGCUUAAUAGCUUAUCCUAUCAUCGAUGUAGAGUUUUCCAGGAAAAACUAUCCACUGGAUUGUAAUGUCUGCGUACCAAUCAAGUUUUAUUACCGAAACAAAUUUGUAUUUGUGCCUGUUUUCAUAGAUCCGAGUUUAUCGAUCGACCUUCUUUUAGGCAUGGAUCUGCUGAGUUAUGUUGAAGGUGUAAGCAGCGUUACAGACUUCUAUGCGAAAAACAUGCCAUUAGGAGAUAAGGAAAAUUUCGGUUUUGAAAUAGAGAGAGCAACAAGAACUGAAAUCGAUCGAUUCUUUUAUUCAUGUUAUAACGAAAGAUACGAUCAAAGUAAACUUGCUUUAUAUAAAACAGCCUCGCACAGAGACAUUUUGCAAAAAUUAACGUAUGAACAACAAUUACUUGCCGUAAUCGAAAGAUUGGAAGAGCUACAAAAAAAAAUUUCGUCCUCAAGCUCAACUCCAAGUUCAAGUUCCUAAUGGAAAGACAUAAUUGGGACAAUACAAGUAGACAACAGACUGAUUUUUAUUCAACACAUUAGUUUGACUUCGCAUGCUGACCUAAAGGAAAUUUUACUUAAGAUUAUCUAAAUUUCUGAUUUUUAAUAAACUCUUUUCAUCUUAUAGCAUAAUACAUUAAAGUCAACAGAUUUACAUUUCAA